AUGUCGGAAGAGAUCGGUCAGUACUUUGCUUUCCUUAUUGCAGCUCUCCUGCUACCCCUCGAGGCAGCGCCUGUUGCUUGCUCCUACUACUCGUGCUGUCUUGUUCGUGCUCCUGCUGCAUUUGCGUCACACGCUCCAAAACUGCCCACGCUGCUGCUACCCCGCUACCACCCGAAGCAAGCCACGUAA
Molecule: messenger RNA, 189 nt
Organism: Colletotrichum spaethianum
Lineage: Eukaryota; Fungi; Ascomycota; Sordariomycetes; Glomerellales; Glomerellaceae
Exons: 1
Coding region: 1-189 (62 amino acids)
Source: RefSeq, a predicted model, not a curated record